Molecule: messenger RNA, 5523 nt
Organism: Babesia ovata
Lineage: Eukaryota; Apicomplexa; Aconoidasida; Piroplasmida; Babesiidae
Exons: 1
Coding region: 1-5523 (1840 amino acids)
Source: RefSeq, a predicted model, not a curated record
AUGGCUCCGCAAUUCAAGAAGCUGACGGACUGUCCGGAAAACCUCCGGGAGUCCAUCGACUGGUUGAUCCAGGUUAAGCAUGGGAAUGGUGAACAUGGUCUUAAGAGCUUGGCUGAAGCUUUGCAAAAGUUGAUUGGUGAGGCUAUUAAGGAUGCUAGGGAGAGUCUUAAUGAGAGGCAAGAUAAACUUUCUUGCUCUAAAUCUUCUGGUUAUCCUCAUUGUCAGUCUCUUGAUGCUCAGAUUGACCAGGCUAAAGAAUCAUUAAAAUCUGAAAAAUCUAACGGAAAAUCUAAAAAUGAAUCUCAGUUAGUUAAACUUGAAAAUGAUCUCAAUAAGCUUAAAUCUGAGAAAGAAAAACAUUAUAAUGAUGUCCAUUAUCUUACUGAGGAUGCUAGGGAGAAAGCUUUGAAGGAUGUAACUGAGCGGCAGGCGUCUCUUAAUACGCUUAAAGAAAGCCUUAACAAAUUCACCGACAAAAAUAGUUGUGAAACUCUUUUAACCAAUCUCACUGAAGGUUUAGAAAAGUUUCUAGGUUUCAACUCUGAUUCCAAAGGCUACGACGGCUCCGGCAUCGUGUACGCCGACCUCGACAGGCUCUGUGAUGGGGUGAUGGCGUUCUUGCACGGGGUGUUGGAGAGUGUUAAGGAGGAUGAUGCUGUGACAAAGUAUGAUGGUUAUAUUGUUCCGGAGAAUCAAAGACUAGAUCAACUUCUUAAGACUCUUAAAUCUUCCAUAGGUCAGGGGUCUGAUGCAUUUGGAAAGCAAGUUACUGCGGUGGGUGAUUGGCUUGGGAGUUAUGAAAAUAAAUAUUGGAGCAUGACGUAUAACGUCACAAACGAGUUGAAUGAGGUUUCUAAAAACAUUUACAGCGUUCACAAAAGUAAUGUAGAUCGCAUAAAGGGCAACACCCUUGUGAAACAGUUGGAGGCAUGGAACAGUACGAUUGACAAUAUAUCAAGUGAGAUUGGUGAUGCCGGAAAAAGCAUUGCCAAAUUAGACCCCGUGCUUAGAGAUAAGUUGCGAAAUGAGAUUAAGCCAAUAAACAAAGUUCUUGAGCACCUGAAAAAAGUCAGUGCCGAUGUCAUUUUUAGGGGGCAGGUACUCAAGGUGGAUGAAACCCUGGUGAAUCAAAAAUCGAUAAUGCUGAAUAAGAUAAAUGAAGACAGCGAACGUUUGCAGAAGAAAUUGGAUAAGGAGUUUACAUGCAUUGGAAAGAAACUUAAUGAAUUGAAUCUUAACAAAGAAGAUCAAUUUGGGCGCAUCAAAAGCGCAAUUCGAUUUAUCAAAAAUCAUAUGGAGGAUUUCGAAGGUUCAUAUGAAAGCAAAAUUACACAAAAGUUCUAUGACAUACAAUUCGAUGUUAGCGCAGUUUAUGACGCCUUACAACACAAGAAAAACGGACUUGAAUUACUUGUACAGCAGGCUGAGGGACAUUUUAAGGAGAUUAAAAAUAAGGUUGGAAAUGAAAGCGCACUGCCAGGAUUUUUAUAUGGCGAUUGGGAGUUGCUUAAGAUUAAGAUGCGGGGGCUUGUUGGAGACCUUAAUGGUACGAGUGCUGGUGAUUUAUUAGCAGGCGGUGUUCUAAAAGUUGGUGUAUUUGACAAAAUUGAGGGAGGGAUUAAGGAGUAUGCCGCGAAGUUCAAAGAAGCGGGGAAGGAUGACAAUUCUGGUUUCAAAGGUGUAUUAGUGGACUGGUUAACGCAUAUUCUAAUGAGUAAGCCGGUAAUGGAAAAGCUUGGGGAGUAUGUUGCAAGCAAGAAAGAUGCAAAUGUGGAAGCUAUUAUAGAGGGUGGAGCGGGUAAACUUCCGGACGUUGCAAAACAAAUAGUUGGUGCGCUUGAUCCCGAGAUCACUAUAGCCGUUGGAAAGUUUCAAUCAACGAUACAAUUAUCCCAACCCGAAAGCACGGAGAUCGAAAAGCAUGUGGAUGCUGUGCAGCAGGUUUGCGAGAAGUUCGCCGAGGAGAUACAAAAAAAACUUGAGAGCCUGGUGAGUAAAAUUUUCAGGGCUAUUAAGGAUGCUCCGCAGUGGAAAAUUUCUCCUUCGUCUGGCAAAAAACAACUCGACCUCAUGAGCGCCGUGCGCUUAGCCCUCCACCAGCUCAUUGGUGCAUCUAGACAAGCUGGUAAUGAAGUUUUGUCAUUCAGCGGUGAAGACGAUGGAGACGGUCGCAAUGGAUACAAGCUUGGCGCCAAAUUGAAGCAGACUAGAGCGAAGGUCGGAGAAAUCAGCCAAGAGUUUAAUGAGGCACAAGGGGUGCCUCUUUCCUCUGAUGUUAUUGGCCCUAAGAUCACUGCAGCAUUGGCUGAAGUGAAGAGCAAACUUACAAAGCUUUACAAAUUCUUAGUUGACACAACCGGUGAGGAGUCAAUCUUCAAGAAACUUAAAGAUAUUCAGGAAAAAACUAUUGCGGACCUUGGAAAGAUUAGCAAAGAUAACGGUGGUACCAUAGAUACCAAGAGAAAAGAAGCAGAGAAGAAAAUGGAGAGCCUUAAGGACGAACUCAAUGGAUGUAUUGAAGACAUCGAAAGGAACGUUGAAGCAUCCGAAGAGGAACUGUCCAAAAAUAUAGAGGAACUGCAGACAACAUUGCGUGCUUCGUAUAUGGCUGCCAGCGACGCCGUAGACAAUCUCAAAACUACCCUCCGAGAAAGAACAGAGAGUGCCUUCUCGACAGUUACCACUGAUAUACAAGUAUGCUUCGCAAGAGGCCACCAAGCAGAUCUAGUGGCGCUUGGUGAAUUGGUCAUCGUUAAGCAGAAAACCAUCGACGACAUAAUUCGCAAGGACAAAAGUCAAGGGGUGAAAGGCCUGUUAAAAUGGAUGUAUAACAAGGAAGGAAAGGAACUUGAAGGUCUUAAAACUGAUGUAAGUCAACCAACCAAAUCGGAGGAUCUGUCAAAAGCGUUCAGACAGCUUUCCUCCAAAUUCAAACUCUACGUAGAUGUAAUUUUGCAGUAUAUCGAACAUCAAGUGUCCUCUCCGGAUAAGUCUUCGAUGAAAGAAGGCGAAGCGUCAAAAGUCCACGACAUGCAUCUUAACCUAUCACAUUUGAUAGAACAUCUUAUGCAUAAUUACAAGCCGCAUCCACAAAAUAAUACCGGUAAACGAAUUUAUACAUUUGAUUAUGACUUUAUUAUAUUGCGUGAAAAACUUCAACAAAAAAUUAACGCCCUCUCCCCCUCAACGUUCCACGGCUUCCACAACCCGCUGCUCCUCGACGCCCUCAGGUCCGGCAUGGACAAAUUCACCGCUGAACUCUCCCAUGCGUACGUUAAUAAAUACUCCGGGUGUAAUCCUGUUGUAGAAUGGGAGGAUUCAAAAUCCUCCGACAAGUUAACCACCGAGGGCCGGAACUGCGCCAAGGUCUGCCUGACCAUACUGGAAACAUUGUUUUAUGACUUUGAAUCUUUAAGUAAAUUGUUCCCCUCAAAAGGCGCCGAUAACAUUAAUUCAGGUAAUAACAUUGGCAACUUUUUUUCUGACCGUGGCUACAAGGUGGCCACUAAGGCUGGCGUCCAAGACGGGGAGUUAGACAAUUCUGCAAAGACUGGCGGAACGAAAAUUAAUGAGCUGCGUGAUAGUGUGAUAAUCGACGCAAGCGGUAAAACAGUACUUGGUAAACAACGAACUGAAGGCCUUAAGCUCCACGGAUUCAUCAACGAAAUAUGCAGAGAUCUUGUUUCGUACUACCGUGUCUGCCAGUACUAUAUUCCUUCGAAACCAAGGGCGCCCAGCACUGUCAACGAAAUGCUUCACUGGCUUGCUGGGCUCUACUAUACACCGAUGUAUGAUAAAUUAGGAACACGUUUGGCGGAGUUUUUCGAAAAAUCAGAAGAAAACAACAAGACAGAUAGAAAGCCCAUAGAAGCCGCCGUGCCUGCAAGGAGAAGCGGUAGGAUGCUUCGGGAUCUUACCUUUAAAGAAUUGUCAAACCUAUUCAACAAUAUAACAAUUCGCCCAUAUCACAUAUUAGUCGCCGUCCUCGGCAACGGUCACGCAGGUGGCCGAUAUGCCUGUGACUUCCUAACAAACCCAGAUGAUUUGUUUUAUCCAAGUGAUGCAGAUCAAUGUUUAGAUAUGCUCGUAGAAAUAUGUCUUAGACUGAAUGAACAAAUCGUUUUCGUAUUUAAGCAGUGCCACAAUGGCGCUGAGAGAGGUGGUUGGCGUGAAUGCCGUUACGGUAGAGACGUCGGCGGCUCCAGUUGGCGGUGCAAUACUAUGCAAUGUGCCAACCUAGAUUGUAAGCUAAGUGGUAACCAAAGCGCUACCCAAAAUGCCAACCAAACGUGUGACCAGCAUCCUAAGUGUGGCUUCAAAUCUCCGCUCCAAUCCUUCCUUGAGGAUGGGUUGCAAGGGUUCUUGCCGCACCAGUUUACCUCACCCGGUUGUAAGCUGGAAUGUUCAGUUGCCAAUCACAGAGGCAUCCCGUGCAAGACCCCGAUGGGAUUUAAAGACAUUAGUCAAACGGCUUCACGAACUGGCACUGGCCAAUGUAUUAAGGAUGUGCUUGAUCCGUUCUGUGGUACAAGAGAGUGCUCACUGAGCCUAAUUUGUUCCUAUUUCGUAUACCUGUUGCGCCGACCACCUCAGACGCUGGGAGACAUGUUUGCGUUCUACUACAAUAUCCUUGACCACUGGUGUGAUGACCAUUCUAAACAAAAAGAGCACAGGCGAAAGGCCUUCGAUGAUGCCGUUAAAAAAGCCAAUUUCUGGAAUGAUGAAACAAAAUUGGACAUCACGAAAAUCUUAGGUUCUAAAAUGCAUAGCUCGGACAACCACCCCAAAGGUGACAUGUUCAGCCUUCUAUCUUGUGAUCCCAAGGAUGCUCCGUCACUUCCAUGCGGGCAAUACUUACAAUCAAUGAGCGAUGACACCCGGCUGUUGUAUUCUAAAUAUUACGCUGAUAACUAUCUGUCAUGGAUUGUCUACAUUACUGAGACGUUCUAUGAUUUGCUUAAGAAAUUGUAUAUAGAGUGUUGCAGAAAGUGCAAUACGCAGGGAACGAGAUGUUAUGAUAAGACCUGCGUUGAGAGUUGUAACGUAAAAACCAUUUACGAAUCUAAUGAUAGCUCCAAGCAACUCACUGUUCAAAAGCACAGCGAAGACUGCAUCUCUAUUGUCCAAUGCUCCGAUAUGCAUCCAACACUCUACACAUACGGCUUCACCUUCGGAAGCCCUUAUAACAUAAGUGGAGAUAAUGGUCUUGACAACAAACGCUCAUGUCAAGAUUUCUGCCAGGCAUUGGAAAAAGUGUGUCACGGACGAUCGGUGCUUGCCGACUUGGUCAUUAACAAAAUUCCAGCAUUUUUAUGGGAGAUAAGAUAUAAAUGCUUCUACACCCUCGUAGCCCUCUGGUCCCUCUCUUUGCUCUACCUGCUGCACAUCGCCGUCGUCCGCCUCGACGUCCUCCGCAUCCGCUCCCACCUGAGAUCACCCUCAAGCCACAGGAUCGCCGCCCAGUCACUACUCGCAGCGGUCCGUAUUAACUCGCUUGGAAAGCUAAGAUACUUCUCACCGUGA